This is a messenger RNA of Myodes glareolus (Bank vole), 4871 nucleotides long. RefSeq names its product zinc finger protein 668 (gene Znf668). The record is from RefSeq and is a predicted model, not a curated record. NCBI's taxonomy places the organism in Eukaryota, Metazoa, Chordata, Mammalia, Rodentia, Cricetidae.
CUUUUCUGGAAUAGGCCCUGAACCCAUCUCCGCCACCACAGACUUAGUAUAGCUCCAUCCUCCUUAUCCACCCCAGCUCCUGUGAUGUAUGGAUGAGGACAUGGGUCUAUACACAUGUCCUAGUAAAUGAUCCACAAGGCUGGACACAGAGGCCUGGCCUGCCACCCUCUGGGCACACCUGGUUCUCCUUGCCCGCUCUGCCCUGCCCAGCACCACAUCUAAGCUCCCCUUAAGAGGAUCUGCCCUAAUCCUCUUCCAUUCAUCCCUCUGGGAGGAUGAGUGGGUGUUAAGACCAAUGCAGCUGUUAAUCCUAUUUUUUCCCAACUAUGAUCCUGGGAGCAGCUGUGUGGAUGUUGUCUGGGCUCUUGGCCAGAAAGUAGGGACUCAGCAAGAGCUAGUAUCCCAGGAGGCCUCGCUAGCUCAGACACAUCAGCUGUGACUGCCAACAGUAGGUCUGGCUGCCUUGAGAGUGAGCUCCCAUUUCUAGAGUUUUGGAGCAGGGACUAAAAGGGACUCCAGAUCAGAGGUUGGACCAAAAUUCCUGACUGGGGUGGGGUCCCUGAAAGCCAUGCAUGGUCAAAAUUCUUUGAAUGCUUGCUUCUCCAGGAGCUGACCAACCAGGGGGAGGGUAGUGCACAUAUCCGAGACCCAUUACCUCCAAACAUCGACUCUUCUCUCUGGACCCGAGUCUGUCUUCCUGAGCGCUUGGAGACCUUUUUAAAGUCUUGGUUGGAACUGAGAAAGGACGAUUAGAAGGCCCACUCACCAAGGUCAUGGAAGAGGAGGCUACAGAGGCCAAGUCCCCAGGCCCCUGCUACAAGCGCUCUGGACGCCGUUUUAAGUGCCUGUUCUGUACAAAGACAUUUCCGAAUGCUCCCCGGGCAGCACGCCAUGCUGCUACACAUACACCUGCAGACUGCACAGAGGAGGUGAAUGAGGUCGAGCCAAAGGUGGAUACAGAGCCCAAAGCCGAGGAAGCCAGUGGAGACAAGGUGUCUGGCUCAGUAGCCAAGCCCCGGCCCUAUGCCUGCCCACUGUGCCCCAAGGCCUACAAGACAGCUCCUGAGCUCCGAAGCCAUGGGCGCAGCCACACUGGUGAGAAGCCCUUCCCAUGCCCAGAGUGUGGCCGCCGUUUCAUGCAGCCCGUGUGCCUGCGUGUGCACCUGGCCUCACAUGCUGGUGAGCUGCCCUUCCGAUGUACGCACUGCCCCAAGGCUUAUGGUACACUCUCUAAACUCAAGAUCCACCAGCGUGGGCAUACAGGUGAGCGGCCCUAUGCCUGUACCGACUGCGGCAAGAGCUUCGCUGAUCCUUCAGUGUUCCGCAAGCAUCGGCGCACCCAUGCAGGCCUGCGACCCUACAGCUGCGAGCGCUGCGGGAAGGCCUACGCUGAGCUCAAGGACUUACGUAACCAUGAACGGUCCCACACCGGUGAGCGCCCCUUCCUCUGCUCUGAGUGUGGGAAAAGUUUCUCCCGAUCCUCUUCCCUCACAUGCCACCAGCGUAUCCAUGCGGCCCAGAAACCCUAUCGCUGUCCGGCUUGUGGUAAAGGCUUCACACAGCUCAGCUCCUACCAAAGCCAUGAGCGCACGCAUUCGGGUGAGAAGCCUUUCCUAUGCCCUCGCUGUGGCCGCAUGUUCUCGGAUCCCUCGAGCUUCCGCCGCCACCAACGGGCACAUGAGGGCGUGAAGCCUUACCGCUGCGAGAAAUGCGGCAAGGACUUCCGGCAGCCAGCCGACCUGGCCAUGCAUCGGCGAGUGCACACUGGCGACCGCCCCUUCAAGUGCCUGCAGUGCGACAAGACUUUCGUGGCUUCCUGGGACCUCAAGCGGCAUGCAUUGGUGCACUCAGGACAGCGGCCAUUCCGUUGUGAGGAGUGUGGGCGAGCCUUUGCAGAACGAGCUAGCCUUACCAAGCACAGCCGCAUGCACUCCGGCGAGCGUCCUUUCCACUGCAAUGCCUGCGGGAAAUCCUUUGUGGUGUUAUCCAGCCUCAGGAAGCAUGAGCGUACCCAUAGAAGCAAUGAGGCUACAGGAGCUGCCCCCCAGCAGGAGCUGGUACUGGGACUGGCACUGCCUGUAGGUGUCGUGGGUGAGGGCUCAGCCGCCCCCGUGGCAGGCGCAGGGCUAGGGGACCCUCCAGCCGGGCUGCUAGGGCUACCUGCAGAGUCCGGGGGUGUAGUAGCCACACAGUGGCAAGUGGUGGGCAUGACUGUGGAGCAUGUCGAGUGCCCGGAUGCUGGCGUCGGGGAAGCUCCUGGUACCCUAGGAGAUGCAGGGGAGGUUGGGGGUGAGGAGCCUGAUGAGAAACCUCCACAGUUUGUGUGUCGCGAGUGUAAGGAAACUUUCUCCACACUGACGUUGCUACGCAGGCACGAGCGCACACACCCGGAGCUCCGGCCCUUUCCCUGCACCCAGUGUGGUAAGAGCUUCUCAGACAGGGCUGGGCUUCGCAAACAUAGCCGCACCCACAGUUCUGUACGCCCCUACUCUUGUCCCCAGUGUCCUAAAGCUUUCUUGAGUGCCAGUGACCUGCGCAAACAUGAACGCACUCACCCUGCGCCCAUUGGAACCCCUAUACCCUUGGAGCCUCUUGUGGCUUUGCUAGGAAUGCCAGAAGAAGGGUCAGCUUGAAGUUGGUAGCUCUCUCUGCCACACUCCCAGAUGCCCAUUCUCAGUCUCCAGAGCAACUAGCUCAGUCUCAGUCCACUAAGAGCUGGGGACAGUGGAGGCGGCAGUGCUUGUGAGAGACACUCAUUAAAGCAUUGGCUUUGACACCACGCCGUCUUCUGUAUUCUGGUUGAGUUAAACUUCAGUGGAGGUUCCGGAUUAAUACAAAUUAUAAGGGUCUUGGUGGUGGUUUCUUUUGUCACAGGCUCUCACGGCUUAGCCUGAUCCAGAACUCACUGUAUAGCACAGGCUCCCCUCGAACUCAACCAAUCCCCGUCUCAGCCUCCCAAGUAUGAGGAUUCCAGGUGUUUACCAUCACAAGUGGUUUCUAGAAGGGUCUUGUAAUUCAUUGUUUGCCAAAGUAUAUUUUGGGUUUCUUGUGAAAGAACUUUAAGUGGCCAAGUCAGGACAGGAAGGUGUCUGUGCCUCUUGAGAAUUCUUGUUGAUUAAAAGGUGUAUUGAAGCAUUAGUCCUGCAGUGAAAAGCCUAUGUAGCUUUGCUUAGCCUACACUCAGGAUAAUGACCCUUUACUGAGUGCUUCUAUCUGUUUAAGAUAGUAAGCUGGGCUUAAGCAAUUGGCUGGAGAAAUGGCUCCACUGUUAAAGGCUCACAGUAAAAAACUACCCAGCUUGUCUCUCCAGCUACCUUUUAAAAAAAUCCUUCCCGGGUGUGAGACAGCUAAAAAAAGAUGAUCUUUUCAGUUUAUCACAGUAACACAUUAGGAGACAUGCUUGGAGGAAGAAAGAUCCCUCUUCACAUCAAAACCCAGGAACUACAAAGGGAUAAACCUCAUUUAAAAUAUGCUGGCUGGGCAUGGUGGUGCGCAUCUUUAAUCCCAACACUCAGGAGGCAGAGGCAGGCAGGUCUCUGAGACCAGCCUGGUCUGCAUAGUGUGUCUGCAUAGUGUCAGGACAGCCAGGACUACAUAAAGAGACCCUGUCUCAAAAAAAAAAAAAGCUAUAAAUAUAUGAAAAAAAUCAUAUAUAUGGCAUAAGCAGUGGGGACAUAUACUAUGUACCUGAAUGGACAGGGAUGUUAUUUAAAAAUGCUGAUAGGUAAGGGAAUCUCUGGUCUCCAUCAGGAGUUCUAGGCCACAUGGUGACACACACAAAAUUGACAGCAGGGUUUUAUCUUGGUGGAGGAGCACUUACCUUCUACGUGUGAGGUCCUGGGUUCUAUCCACAGCAUUAGGAGAAAAAAGUUGACUUUCCCAGUUUAAUCUUUAAAUUCACUGCCUAUGCAGCUACGGCUAGCAUUAAAUUCACAGUGCAGCCCAAGCUGACCUGAAACUGGCACUCCUGCCUUAGCUCCCCAAGCAUGUGCCAUCACGCCUGACUGUCUUUCGUUUGUAGGGGAAACAAAACCUAAGAGGGUUCCCUCUCCUGUGUGCUGCUAGCUGGUUAUCAGUGCAGUGAAACCAAACUUGGGAGCAGAUUAGUUUGCCAUUUCCCCAGAUUUGUGAGGUUUGUAUCAAACCCGGGGCUCUUCACUGUCUAGACUCUGACUGGCCUGUGAAGUUCACAGCAAUCUUCCAGGGCUGUGAUCAUCAUCAGUGUUUUUAAUGUGGCCAUAUGUCACUACCACAGCUAGAAAAUGAAGAUGACUUGGGCACAUGGCUUGCUACCAACCUGAUGUUUGCCUCUUUGGCAUUAUUGAUGGUUUUGAAAGCAUCCAGCAGCACAUUAAUUGUGCUAUUAUGGUGUACAGAGGAGCCCAAAGGAUUUUUCAGUCCCCAAUCUGAAAAUCCAAAGCUCAUGUGGAACAUGAUUAGCACUUGCUCUACCACUGAGCUACACCUCCAGCCCAUGAUAACUUAAAAAAACAAACAAAAAACAGAGGUGAUGUGUUUGAUGCUAAAAAUCAAAGCAUUAGAAUAAAAAAAUAUGCGAUUGGUACAAAAAUAAAAGUCAACCAGUAGAGUGAGAAGAUCCAGAAGCAGCCUGAGUGUGUCUGUGAACUCACUGCAGUACUGUCCAGCCCUCUGUCUUUAUUUGGUGACAAAAUUGACUAGUCUUGUACCACCAAGCCUAACACAUUUAUCACUCAUUCCUUUGCUUUUGUUGUUGUUUUGCUUUGCUUUUUUUGAGACAGUCUUGCUGUGUAGCCCAGGGUGGCCCUUGAGUGUUUUCGCUCAGCAUCUAAAGUGCUGGGAUUACUAACAGUUUCUGUGAAUUUUUUUAAUGACAGGUGUGAUUGUUCGUA